AUGGUCCACACAGGGGAAAAGCCAUUUAAAUGCAUGGAGUGUGGAAAAACUUUUGCUCAAAGGGGUCAUCUUAUUUCCCAUAAAAGGGUCCACACAGGAGAGAAACAAUAUAAAUGCAGGGAAUGUGGAAAAACCUUUACUCAUAGCAAUGGACUUACUAUCCACAAAAAGCUCCACACAGGAGAGAAACCAUAUUUAUGUAUGGAGUGUGGGAAAAUCUUUGCUCAAUGUAAUUAUCUUGCUUCCCAUGAACUGAUCCACACAGAGGAGAAGCCAUAUAAAUGCAUGGAGUAUGGAAAGAUUUUUGCUCAGAGGUCAUAUUAUUUCCC
Molecule: messenger RNA, 329 nt
Organism: Pseudonaja textilis
Lineage: Eukaryota; Metazoa; Chordata; Lepidosauria; Squamata; Elapidae
Source: RefSeq, a predicted model, not a curated record